AUGGAAAGAACAAGAUAUGCAUAUGAAAAGUAUCGUGAAGUUAGAAGUAAAAUUACAUCUGGUCGAACCUUUACAGUAAACUUUGACGAAGGAAAGAACAAAGAAGGCUUCAUGGGUGUACUUGCUGCCAUACAAGACGGAAAUAAGAAAGGAUACAAUCUCAGACUAACCGUAACAGAUUUGGAUGGUCAUAUUUACUAUGCCCAUGGCAAUGUCACAACAGCCGCACAACUUCUUGACGCUUUCAAGACUACAAAGAGAGAACAAAUGGUUGAUUCCGACUCAGACAUUUUGAAUGCAAUUGAAGGAAUUGCAAGUGUGAAGUUUGAAUGGUACCAACCCAACCCUCAAGCAGUCAGACAACAUGCUGGAUACUUCCCGUUCAGAAAUAAGUCUGACAUUGACUUGACAAGGUAUGGAAUUUACAAUUCAAUUGAAAAAAUUGUCAAUGAACCUUGUAUUCUUACAUGUCUCAGGAACUCUGGUCUUGUUACAGAUGAGAAAAUGAAGUAUCUUGAGUCAUGUGUGAAGACAAGGUACAUUCUCAGAGGGCAAUUGUCAAAAAUUGCACCGUUGGCAAAUGUCAAUAUCCGAGUCAACAUUCCGACUGAGAAAGGUUCUUCGCACGAUGACUAUGUUGUUGACUUCAAAUUGCCAUGGUUGAAGAUUGUACUUGUCCACAACCACUUCAUGUUAAACGAAAGUCUUACAAACCCAUUGUUCGGAAAGGGCAAAUGCAACAUUGUCAGAGCUGUUAACAUUCUUUUCGAGAAAGGCUUGUUGGAACCAAUUCCAGAUGACAAGCUGACAGAAACUUUUGUACCAAAAGAUGAAACAAAUUUUUCAUUGUUAGUGAGACCAAAAGUCGUUCCGGACAAAGUUCUAGCACAAAAGAAGUACACAGCUCCAAAAGGAGUUGGAUUGUUCGGAUACCAACCUGAACCAGAAGAACUUCCAAUGAGGUUGCAAGAACUUCAAGAUGCUAUAAACAAACUUCCAUUGAGACAUCCAGUUGAUGUCAAAUUGUAUUGGAGAGCAUCUGAGCUAGGUCAGAAG
Trichomonas vaginalis G3 is the source of this 1056-nucleotide messenger RNA. RefSeq lists its product as uncharacterized. The transcript has a single exon. The record is from RefSeq and is a predicted model, not a curated record. Lineage: Eukaryota; Parabasalia; Trichomonadida; Trichomonadidae. The annotation marks the transcript as partial.